Messenger RNA from Formica exsecta, 2696 nucleotides. RefSeq names its product ras-related C3 botulinum toxin substrate 1-like. Gene Ontology annotation, biological process: small GTPase-mediated signal transduction. The coding region runs from base 352 to 1236 and encodes 294 amino acids. The transcript has 3 exons. Gene Ontology annotation, molecular function: GTPase activity; GTP binding. NCBI's taxonomy places the organism in Eukaryota, Metazoa, Arthropoda, Insecta, Hymenoptera, Formicidae. The record is from RefSeq and is a predicted model, not a curated record.
UUUUUUUUGUCCGCCGCGCGAUCACAAUUGGUUCGCGUUCGCUCUCGUCAGUUCCCAUUGUUUUCCAUCGUCGUCGCCGUCUGUCUCGGUCUGUCCAUCUGCGCUGUCCCGGCCCCACAGCAGCAUCCCGACGGUAUACCUUGCGUUACCAAAGAUCACAUCGAAUCAACCAGUGGCCGACGAUUUUGUUCCCGGAGCGGAGAUAUGACGCGCGCGACGACGCGACGCUGCUCCGAAACGGCAUUACCCUGAAGUAAAGCAACGACGUCGUCCACAUCGGCGCCGAGGAGGAGGUCGAGGAGAAUUACAAGGAGGGAUCCGUCGCAUUCGCGGAGUAUCCUCACCUGACGCAUGAAAGGUCGGGGCUGCGGUAAGAUCAAGAACGAGACAAUGCCGCCGUCCUCGCACACCAACUGGACGAGGCCGUUGCUCAAGAGCGGACAGACCAUACAGAUGCAGGUCGCUAAACAACAGCAGCAACAGCCGAUGACGACGAUGAUGGUGACGAUGGCGACAGCAACGACAACGUCGUCGUCGACAGCUGUGGGUACUGGAGCACAAAAUCAAAGCGUGGCCGAGCAUCCUGCGACACCACUCGACAAAAGGAUCAAAGUGGUCUUGGUGGGCGACGGCGCGGUCGGCAAGACCAGCCUGGUAGUUUCGUACUCCACCAACGGCUUCCCCGGGGAAUACGUGCCAACUGCGUUUGACAAUUAUAAUGUGGUUGUAAAUGUUGAUGGCCAACCGCUGAAUGUCCAGCUAUGUGAUACAGCGGGCCAGGACGACUUUGAUCCGUUGAGAUCAUUGUGCUAUCCCGAGACAGAUGUGUUCCUAGUUUGCUUCAGCGUUGUAUGUCCUUCCUCUUAUCACAGCGUGGCUUCUAGAUGGAUCAAUGAAGUGCGAAAAUACUGCCCCAAUGCUCCAAUUAUUUUGGUAGGAACGAAAAGCGAUCUAAGAUCGGAUGUGCGUUUGAUGCUGCAACUGGCGAGAUACGGUCAGGCGCCAAUCACCACUAUCCAGGGUCAUCAGUUGGCGCGGAGACUAGGCGCCGUCAAUUACGUCGAAACAUCCGCGUUAACGCAACACGACCUCAAGGAGGCCUUCGAUCAGGCGAUAGUCAGUGCCCUCAAUACGCGACGCGGAGGCGCCAAUUUACUAUACCGGCGUAGGAAGCCGCCCCCGUUGUGGCGUAGAUGGUUGUGCUGCUGGGAACGCCCGUCUUCGAGCGAGACCUAAAGAAACAAUCCUAUUAUAAGUGAGAUAGACUCUAUACUUUUUUAGAAUCCCUCUGUGAUCAUAGGCGGUCGUUCUCCCCUCUGUCAGAAUCGACAUCUCUCCCUCUCUAUUAGCAUGAUGUACUCGGUAGCUAGGUACGUUAAAGAUUAUCUCGACAUACAAAGAGAGGCAGCUGAUACUUUGUUAUUUAGAUUUUAGACUAGACGAGAUUAUUAAUAGAUAUUUCCGUGCGCGAAAAUAAGCAUUGAGAGCAGCCCUGUUACACGCGACGCUUUAACAUAAUUCGCUCAUCUGCAUGGAUUGCCUAUUACUUAUUUUUUUUUAUAUGCGUUUAAUAUUUUACGAACAUUUACGAAACAUUUUACGAACUAACAAACUGCCAGAAUAAUAUGCCAAAUAGGAUACUAGAAAGCCGUACAGUGCCGAAAAUAAUGAUGCCUAAUUCAUAGUCAAUGAGUAAUUAGUAUAUUUAAGGGUUGCUCCUAUGUGCACGCGACAAUAUAUUGCGCAGAGAUCCAGAUAUUGAGAGACAUUAUUGGGAGCAAAUUGUUAAUCGAAUUACAAUUCUGACAGACGGAGCGAGCGAGUGCUGCCUUCGUAAAAUUCCUGAAGCCACAUAUAAGUGUGGUAUAAUUUAUUGUAUAAUAUUAAUCAUAUUUUUGUUAUACUAGCAUAGUAAUUGGCUACUCGCUGGUUGUGAUUUUCGUACAUGUAAUAUCUUUGUUUUAAUUGUUGCGGUAAAGAUCAGUUCUUUCCCUCUUUUCUCCCUCUCUCUCCCCCCCCUCUCUCUCUCUCUCUCUCUCUCUUUAUCGAGGAUUUUAAGUGGUCCUUUUAACCACAUGUGGUAUAUAACAAUUGUAUAUUCUUUUUACUUGUUGCGACAUUAUAUAUAUAUAUAUAUACAUAUAUAUAUAAAUAUAUAUAUAUAUUUAUUUUUUAAUAUCUUUGAUAUAUUGGUAUUUUAGUAGUGUAAUAGUAGCUUUAAAAUAUCACGUUACACUUUCGCAGAUCGACGAUAACCGCGUGACAUCACACACACAUAUAUACAUAUAAAAUAUAUAUAUAUAUAUAUAGCGUAAGCGAUAUUGAUAACAAUGAUAUUUGGUAAAACGCGUUUUUGAUAUAAGCAUAUGUGAUGUAGUAGUGUUUGUAUGAGCGAUAUGUCAAUGACGGUAGAGGAACAUUAAUACAAUAAUUAGCGCGUAAAUAAAUCCGUGGUAUUUGACGAUCUACUACAUAUUUGUACUUCAAGUUGCUAUGGAAGAUUGCUGUGAUCUUACUUGAAAUUUUCUUCCGGAUAUUUUAUGGAUGUGUAUUGCAUACGGAAUUGUACGCGAAUAAGACUGCAUAAGAUUCAAAACGAAAAAAUGCAUAAUAUCAUAUAUUUAAUUUGCUGUAAUUCAUUUCUAUAUCAUGUGUGGCGCAUCAAAAAUAAAUUGUAUAUAAAUAUUUAUUCAUCA